AUGUCACCCGGUCACCAUGAAGGGAAUAAUUCCCCCUAUAAUGACGAUCAGCCGCCAAAGCGGACUGUCAAUGGCCUCCCAUUUCCCGAGAAGAAGAGAUCAAUUGAUGAACAUGGGUACGAGUGUACAAAACAUGCACUUCGAUUCCGUGGAGAUGACUGGGAUAUCGUACUUAAUAACAAACGUGAUGAACUCACACCAGCGUUUACCAGUGAGGCUGCUACAGCUACAGGGGAACCAGAAGGCAAUAUUCGAAAUAUUCGGUAUUUUUUGGAUGAGAAACACCGACUACUGGUGAAAUUUGAUGUACGGCAUCGGGCACAAACACCAAGUUCAGUUGUACAAGAUCGCCUUGCCACUUAUCCGUAUAAAGCAGUAAUGGCAUUGUAUGAACCACGUAGUAAAAAACCUCGACCACACGGUUAUCAGACAAGGCAAACAACGACCAGUUCAUCAUUUGUAUUCAACCGACGACCACAUCCAUGCGUGAGUUCAUAUGGACAUUGUGCCGCUGAUGUUGGCCCAAAUGGUCCAGAAUUCCGUGAUGAAAGAGAGGAAGAAGAGCCAGUUGAGAUUGAACCAGAGCAGAGGCCUCUGCCAGUGGUUCUCCCAUAUGCGUAG
This is a messenger RNA of Trypanosoma theileri, 621 nucleotides long. RefSeq lists its product as uncharacterized. The record is from RefSeq and is a predicted model, not a curated record. The transcript has a single exon. Bases 1 to 621 code for a protein of 206 amino acids. NCBI's taxonomy places the organism in Eukaryota, Euglenozoa, Kinetoplastea, Trypanosomatida, Trypanosomatidae.